CAUGAUGCUAGGGGAGGGAGGAGGAGGGGUCUACACAUGUAAGACUGGUUGUAGGUGUGGAGGGAGGGGGAUGAAGCUGACAUAGGUGUGUUUAAGUACUGUUUUGACCUCCCGUCUGCAGUGGGGUUUUCCACACAGAAAGGACAGGCUGCCGUACGCUGUGGAUUCACUGAACUCAUGGCUUGGCUCUCCUUCACAGAAGUGGGCCUGCUGCUUUUGUUAGUGAUGGCCUUGAUGCUCAGUGCUGAGGCAAGAGAGAAGACGCCAAAGGUGCUGAGGAGGAAGAAGAGAGAGUGGAUCUUUCCUCCUGCCAAGCUGAUGGAGAACGUUGACUACAGAGAGAAGAAAUUCAUUGCCAAGAUUCGCUCCGAUAGAGACUCAGAUAGGGAGGUGCAUUAUUUUCUCAAAGGACCAGGAGCUGACAAGCCACCCAUCAACCUCUUUUUGGUGGACCCUGACACAGGGUUUGUACGUAUCACUAAGGUUCUGGACCGGGAGGAUUGCCAAUCCUACAAUCUGACAGGGAUCGCUAAAUACAGAGAUGGAACCACAGCAGAGGAUGACAUCCCGCUGACUGUCACAGUCCUGGAUGAGAAUGACAACCCUCCUCGCUUUGAGAUGCAUUCUGGCCACAUCGAAGAGGCUAGCAAAGCAGAUACCUUUGUCAUGCAGAUCGAGGCGAAAGAUGAUGACCAACCUGGAACAAUUAAUUCAGAGAUCGCCUACUCCAUCAUCAGCCAGGAGCCGGCGGGCACAGGUCACAUGUUCACUAUAGACAGAAAGACAGGCAAACUAUCCGUCAAACAGGCCACGUUGGACAGAGAGACUCAUGACUUCUACAAACUGGUUGUACAAGGGACUGAUCUGGGAGGGGCAGUAGGGGGGCUAACAGGGACAGGAACUGUGGAGAUCAAGGUCCUGGACAUCAACGACAACCGCCCUGUUCUGGAAAAAUCUGAGUACUCUGUCUCAGUGGAUGAAAAUGUUGCUGAUGUCGUUGUGAUGAGAAUCAAAGCUCUGGACAAAGACCUUAUAAACACAGACAACUGGCUGACGGUCUAUUCAAUCGCUUCAGGAAAUGAGGAUAAUGUCUUCUCCAUUGAGACAGACAAUGUAACCAAUGAGGGCAUCCUGAAGCUGAUCAAGCCAGUGGAUUUUGAAGAACUCCAGAAGCUUGAGCUUGGCCUUCUCAUUGCAAAUGUAGCUCCAUUUGUGGAUGGUGGUGCUAUGUACAUGGAUGUAGACAUUAAAGUUGGAGAAGGUACACCUAUUGCUGCCGGUACCGGUGCCGAAGCUGGUGCCGGCGCCGGUGCCGGUGCCGAAGCUGGUGCCAGCGCCAGCUUCGGCGCCGGCACCGGCACCAGCUUCGGCGCCGGCGCCAGCUUCGGCGCCGGCACCGAAGCUGGUGCCGGCGCCGGUGGCGGUGCCGGAGCGGUAGCUGCAGCUGGAGUCGAUGUUGGAGUCGGUAUUGGGUUGGAUGCAGGACUUAAGCCAGGAGUCAAGCCAGGACCUGGAACAAAGCCAAAGCCAAAUGCACCGACUAGCUAUCCCAUUAAAAUAGCCGUGAAUAAUAUGCCGGAGAGUCCAACAUUCAUACCCAACACCAAGAUUGUUCCUGUAUCAGAAGAUGUAAAUCAAGCACCUGACGAUGGUGUGAUCACAACGUUCACUGCAACCGAUCCAGACACAGGAGAGCCAGCUGAAGAUGUCAGUUAUGCCAAGGCCUAUGAUCCAGACAACUGGUUUACCAUCGAUGAAGAAACAGCUGAGAUUAAACUCAACAAGGCACCAGAUAGAGAGUCACCGUUCUUGGUGAAUGGUACCUACAUUGCCAAGAUUCUGGCCAUAACCAAAGACAUGCCAUCAAAGACAGCCACGGGAACAAUAGCCAUUAAAGUCACUGACUUCAACGACCACUGUCCCACCCUGACCACCACCUACAGCAGUCUGUGCUCCGAUGAAAAAACUGUUCAUGUCACUGGCUUUGACGAGGAUGCUUAUCCCAACGCUGCUCCAUAUACAUUCAGAAUCGUACCUGAAGGGACUCGAGGCAGCUGGGACGUAGAAGUCAUCAAUGCUACGAGUGCCGCUCUUCACUCUCUUGAGUCACUGUGGCCCGGCUCAUAUCAGCUGCAGGUGGAGGUGUUGGACGCUCAGGGUCUGUCUUGUGAGACCAAAGAAAUUUUUACUGUGGACGUUUGUACCUGUGCGGAAACAAAGGACUGCACGUUGAAGACAGCCAGACUAGGAACUACUUCAUCUGAGUUAUCUGCCCCAGCCAUCGGCCUGCUUCUAAUGGCAUUGUGCUUACUGCUGCUCAUCCCUCUUCUCCUGCUGUUCUGUCAGUGUGGAGGAGCAAACACCAUAUUUCCUGACCAAUUUAGUGAUCUGCCAUUUGACGCCAAAGAACACCUCAUAUCCUACCACACUGAAGGCAGAGGCGAGGAUAAGGAAGUUCCACUCCUAAGUGUCCCUAUUAUGUUGGGAAGCCAGAAGAAAGUUGAAGCCGUACAAACAGCGAGCUUCAAUGCCAAUCCUUCAAAAAUUACAGAAACUCAUCAGCAAAGGUCAAGCUAUGCUGAAACUGUGCAGAAGAUUUGGGAAACCAACCAAAGUUCGAUGGAGACCGACAACGCCUACGGGUUUUCGACGAAAUCUUUCAACCAUGGCAAUGGCAGUGCUUCACUCAACAGACAAACAUCUGGUGGCCAACAUACGACAGCUCUGUACGAGGAUAUAGCCCUACCUGAUGCUUUCCUCCAUGAUUACUACUCACAGAAAGCGGCUUGUGUUGUGCAAGUGAAGGACUGUCUUUUGGAGUAUGACUUUGAGGGCCAGGGCUCCUCUGCUGGCUCAGUGGGCAGCCUCCUUGGGUCUGACAAUGACCUGCAGUUCCUCAAUGACCUCGGGCCAAAGUUCAAGACUCUGGCUGAGAUCUGUUGCCCACCUACACCCAAACCUUCUCUGACACACAGCAUAACAGGCGCUGUCAAAGCACACAUAGUUGAUAUUGCUGAACCGGUUAAUAUGCCCAAAAUUGAUCGCAUUGUUGAAACAAAGCAUACCGAUAUAAAGACAGAGAAAGUCAUGUCAUCUACUAACAUCUCCAAAUCAUCUGACAGUACUGUAAGCACUGCCCCAGCAUCCAUGACACUUCCUCACUCCAAUGUUACUAACAUCAGUCAUUCCUCUAACAUCAGUCAUUCUGCUAAUCUGCACCAUCAAGCUCAGACAGUCAUACUACAGCAGCAGCCAGUUUACUACACCACCGGCCCUGUACUACAGCCUGUGCACUAUGUAGUUCAACCACAGCUUCAGAACAGUGUUCUGCUGGCAGAUGGGGCCCAUGGAGCCAAUUUUCCAGGCCUGUAUGUAGUCAGUGAACCUCAAAGUCCUUCUGCUCUCAUAAUCAGUAGAACCCAAGGCUCUCCUUCUGGGUUACUUUUACGGGGCAUUGAGAGCCCCACAAGCCCUGUCAGGCUCGCCAGUCCAGUAAGUCCAAGCCUGUUGCUACCUGGUGGCCCAGGAGUAUCUCAGGGCUCAGUCCUUGCGGAAGGCUGGAAAAUGGUAGGGCCAAAUCCUGAUGGUAGUUAUAUGUUAGUUAAAGACAUGGGUAGUCCAGGUGAGGCAAAGGGGGUGAACCCAGGCACAUCUCAGGGCACUUUGCCAAGAGAUGCUAUCCUGGUAAAAGAGGCUGCUCCCCCUCAGGGGGUUUUAGGUCCAGCAGCCCAGGGGAGUGUGUACGGCAUUCUGCCAGGACACACCAUUGCUAAAAAGGGGGAUUUUGUUGCAGUAAACAGCAAUUUGGGGAAAACAUGGGUUGGGCAGCCAGGGCAGAUGGGUUUUGGGCCAGGUACUGUUUUGGGAGUUGGUGUUGGACAGCCAAGAAUGGGAAUGGGACAUGUGGUGUCUAUGAAGCCAGAAGUCAGACAGGCAGGAAUUUGGCCGACUGGGAUAAAUCCAGUUGGGAUUAGGCAGGUCAGUGUAAACCAGUUCCAAGGAAUUCCACCAUUGGAGCAAACAGAGGAUACUAGUGGUUUUCUAAGAGCAUGUAGAAUAGCUUUACCAAAGAAAGACAAGAUCACCAUUACUGUGGAAACCGCUAAAACUCAUCAGCAUUCAAAGGAAGAGGGGAUGAUGAAAAAUCAGUUUCAGGAUGACAGCAAUCCAGGUCAGAACAUGCAUGAGGAUACAGUUGAAGAAAGGCCAGAGGUGGUCACCUACACAUCAGAGCAUGAUACAACACUUGAUGAUGAGAAGCCUUGUAAGUUGGUCCAAAGUGCAUUUGAGGACAAUGAGAGUAUAGAAGAGUAUCCAACUCAAACAUCAGAAAAAUCUUCAAUUGUAAAUUUUGAGGGAAUCGCUGAAAAUCCAGCGAACACAUUUACAGAUGCGAUAAGUCAAUCAACAGAAUCCAAUGACUCACAACAUAAAGCAGAGGAAGAAAAGUUAGAACUGCAGAAAAAGCAUGUUCCCUCUGAAGGUUUUUCCAAGGAAGGAAUAUCCAUGGUCAUUGAAAUGUCCACAGAAGCUUUGCAGUCUGGAUCAGAUGUCACAGAUUUAGUUAAUACAGUCAAAGAGAAUGAAGAGUUAUCAACAUUCUCUCAAGGAGAGGGAGCCACCUCUACUCCAGACCCCAUCAACAUUGUAGACGAUCAAAUACAUGAUAGCACAGAAGAAAAUGUGGGCAGACAUGAAGCAGCACCUUUGAAAGAAGAGGAAGUGGAAGAAGAGGGGAGUUCAGCUCAGCUAAGCAUAGUUGAAGGUUCAGAGGACAGAAGUGCUGACGUUGGGUCAGAACCUCAAUUAAGUGAAGUCACAGAGGAACUAAGUGACAGGGACCUGGAGGAAGAUAUCCGUCCAGCAGAGAAUGUUGAAAGAAAUCAGGUCAUUGCCACCUCUGAUAGUAUCCAGGCAGAAGAAAAUAUGGAGGAAAUGACUACUGUCACCAGUGAUUCAUAUGAAGAGGUUACGGCUGAGCAGGAGCAAGUCUUAGAUCCUGAAGUGGGAGUCAAUUCUGUGGUUGACAAAUUGUCAGCAGCUCCUCCAAAUGAGAUUUCAACAGACACUGUGAAUGAGUCUGAAGAGAGGUCCAUCCCUGAUCAAAAAGCAAUGCCAGAUCUAGGGAACAGGAUAGAUGAAGGUCAUACAAAGACAGCUAUUGCUAAUUCUGAAGCAAGAACAUCAUUGCAAACUGUGAGCACUAUUUUACCUAAUCAAGAAGAUCUGGGUGACUCCAAUUUGAUAUUAGCAUCAGCAGAAAUGACCACUCAAGUACAAGCAGAGGGCUCCAGUGUCCCAACCAUUUCAACAUCAGAGCAACAUCUGGAUAUAGCGAAAGACAUUAGCACUGGCUACAGAGAAGAUGAUGCUAAUCAACAACAUAUGAUGUCGGAAUCAGGAGUAUACAAGGAUCAAGUCAAUGCAGAUGCAGACAGUAUAAGUGAUGUAGAGAAAGAGAAGAGUAUUUUGGAGGAAGGAGUGUCACAGCAGAGUGUUAGCACCCCCAAUGAACCCCAAGAUGAAGACACUGAGAGACAAUAUGCUUUGAGUUCUCAAAUGGAGGAUCAUUUCACCUCAGAUGACAACAUUACUGAAGAUGAAGAUGCUUUGGGGGAAAUGGCGUCACCUUUACAGAAAAAUAUAAGCUUCUCAGAUGACCAAGAUGAAGGGAGUGCAGAGGAAGAUUCAUCACUCACAAGUUUUGAAGUGGAUGGUUUCCUAAUUUCAGAUGAUAACAUACAAGUUCCAGAGGAAGAGGACAAGGAGACUGCAGAGGAAAUGUCGUUGUCCAUACAUCAAAAUGUUAGCAUCACAGACCACCAAGAUGAAGAUAUUAAAAGAGAAGCUGUAUUAGGAAGUUCUCUUUUGGAGGAUCAGAUCAUCACAGGUGACAAUAUGGAUAUUGGAGAGAAGGAGGAGCAUAUUGUGGAAGAAGUGGCAUCAGCCAUGCAGCCACAUCUUAGCAUCUCAAAUGACAAAGAUGAAGAGAUUGGAGAAGUAAAUGCAGGAAGUGUGAUUCACCAAGUAGAAAAUCAAUUCCUCUCUGAAGACAGCAUAAGAGACGGCCCGACAGAGGAGAAUAUUGUGGAGGAAGAGUCACCUGUACAUCAAACGGCUUUCAUCUCAGAGGAAAAUGAGGAGAGUGGAAAAGAAGAUUCCCACACAGUUUUUCAAGCGAAUGAUAAGAUCAUCUCAGAUGACAGUGUAAGUGAUGGAGAGAAAGAGGCACCAUCCAUACAGCAUAAUAUUUGCAUUUCAGAUGCACCAGGCACAAGUUCUCACGUAGAGGAAGAAGACAUUCAGUCUACCCAGUUGUUAGAAGAGGACUCUCAGCCUUUAGAGACUGAAUGUUUAUCUGAGGAAGAUAUUAAUUUAGCAAGUCAACAUGCAGAGAUGAACCCGGUGGCAGCAACGUCAAAGGUGGUCGUAACUCAAGAAACCCCUUGUGAAGUUACUCCACAUCAAGGGAUGAGCUUUUCUCAGACAGGAGACAUAAUUCUGGAUAUUCCUGAGAGACAAGAGACCGUUGGUCAAGCGUUAGUGACGGGUGCUAACUUGGAGGGUUUAGAUACUGUGGUUACAUCUUCGGAGAAGCUAAGAUCAUCCAGGGUGGCCACUGGACAGGUUUUCAUGUCCAGUCAAGAUAAAGGGGCCAGUAGUGGAAUAUUGGCAUCUGGACGAGUUGCUGAGGGUGAAACUAACCAGUAUGAUUACCACAACACAGACAUAGAUCUAAUUGAACAGAGUAAGCUUGGAGAUCUCACUUUGAAAGAAGGCAAAGCAGAGGUCACUUUUGACCCAGAGAUAACAGAGGGAUUAGAUCAUAGUGCAACUACUGCAUCUGGUCAGGUAUCACCAACAGUUUAUUCACAGAUUAAAGUGGUGGACAAAACCAUAUCUUCAGUGUUGGAAAAAGACCCAGGCUCAUCAGAGAGAGGAACUGCAUGUUUUAUUGGAACGUCGGACGUAGCUGAGGAUGCAGGUGACCUUGGUCAGAAUGAGAGAGUGCACAUGAUUAGAGAAGCAGCAGGGGUCUGCCCAAAUACUGUGGGGAGAGCUGGUUGGACAGAGGUUGUGUCAAAAGCUUCAGAUUACGCGGAUGGUACUGAGGCAGGUGGUGGUGAAGUGAGUCCUGUACAGCUUCAGUCAGUCAUCAGCCAAGCUCCUCGGAACAAAUCCAGAAAGAGUAAAAAAGACUCCAACAAGAGUCAAAACAACCCCUCUGGAAAGUGCAAACAACAGUGAUUGCUUACAGUAACCUGUAGCAUUAAAUGCCCCAUUUCAAUUGGCAACUUUCUGCACCAAUGUCAUCAUUGAAGUACUUCACCAUUUCUUGGGUUUAAUGAAAUUAAAUCUUUAAAAAAGGAGGGCUGUUUUACCCAGUAAAUAUAACACACUCAAUAUGUGAGGCUUCUGUUCACUUUAGACCUUCAUCUGGUAAAAUGAUAAGACAAACGAAGUGCUCGAUGUACUGAUACAGCUCAGCUGAUGACAGUAAUUGACCAGUCAGGCCUGGUUUGUGUAGCAGUGUUGAGGCUGUGUGGGGCAGACAGGCAGAAAUCUAAGCAAGUCACAGGUGAAGGGCAAUGCACACCGGCAUUUUUUGACACACUCAAGACCAGACACCAGCGGUGUCUUGACAUCGUGACCUAGACAGAUUGAACCGCACCAACCAGCAAUGAUUGAAGUCAAUGCAUCAGGAUUCUACUCUGUGGUAAUUCCCAAUGCUGAUGUGUGUUUUGACACAUUAUCUCGUCGGGUUGGCACAUCCCAGCUAACCUACCUUGAAUCUGCAGCCGGUUUGCGUCCCAACUAAGCAUACUGAACACUCCACAUAGCACAAAGAAGUUAACUUCUGAACUUCAAUUCCCAGACAUAGUUUAUGUUGAUGCUAGUUGACCAUGACUUUUAUGUCAAACAGCCCCAGAAAUUGGUUUGGUCAUGAGUUCCAGACAUGACAUUAAACGCCAUAAAGUCCACAGUGAAGACGCUAAAAUAACAUACACAAUAAGACCAGAACAUAAUCAUAAUAAAACACGUUCAUCAUAUUGAGACAACAAGAAAGUCAAAUUAAAAGUCAAUGCACAACAGUAAAAUAAAUAUGUAUAUAAAAGGGCAAAAGUGAAAUAGUUGUUUGAUGCUUUAUUAAAGGAGCAAUAUAUGACAUUUAGAGCAUUAAGCUGCAUGUUAUACAAGCUGAUGGCUACAAGAGUUCUUCUGUCUACUUAUUUGGAUUUUAUUUUCUAGAAGUGUCUUUCAGCAGCUCAGGUUUCUGCUGUGACUCAAGUUUGAGUGAAGGGGAUGGGUGCUGUCCUGUCAUUCUUUUCUAGUUUUUGAGUUUGGUUUACAGGCUUGUGAUUUUAGGGUCAAUGUCUAUGAUCUUUCCCACUGUCCUGAUUUGUUGUUGCAGCCUGGCUUGGUGCUGUUUGCUCAUUUUACCAAGCACAAAGAUAAGACAAAGACUUAACACCGACGUAUCAAGUAUUUGUAAUAUCCGACAGUUUGCAUUAAAAGUUAAAUUUGCGCAAAAAGUACAUUCUCUGUUGAAAUUUCCUGACUUUUGAAGUGGCACAGUCUGCGAAGAUGAGCUUUCUUGUCUACUCGUACUUUAUUCCACAGGAUAACAAGUAGAUAAAGACAGAGAAAUUUACCAACAGAGACAAAAUCAGAAUGUCAUUGUGUUGGUCAAGCUCAUUCCACAGAGUCUUUGUUAGUGAGCGUGUUUAUAUUUUCACAUUAAACAAGUCUACGGAACAUUUUCUGAAAAGCGAGCCACUUUGGCAACAAGUAAUAAUUAGAGGAAAAGGGUCAAUGCUAAAACAUGGCACACAGUAGCACAAGUAGCACAAGUAGAAGAGACCUAAAGUCAGUGAGGUGACUCAGGGAUGUCCUUUACACAGCACUGUCUAUCUAAGGUAUGCUGACAAUAGCUGCUUUAGUCACCAUAACUGAUGAUCCCUGUGUGUUCUACCGAGAAACGAGAGAUUUUAUAAUAUCUCAUGAUUUCAACUUUUGACUUGCAAGUGAAUGAAUGUGUUACUUCUGCUUUCAACAUGUGCAUGGCUGCACUUUGAAGGCCCAAUCAGAAGUUUGGGAUUAAACACUUUAAUUUCACAGUACAUUACAUUACAUUACAGUCAUUUAGCAGACACUUUUAUCCAAAGCGACUUACAAUA
Messenger RNA from Anarrhichthys ocellatus (wolf-eel), 9179 nucleotides. RefSeq lists its product as uncharacterized. The transcript has 14 exons. Gene Ontology annotation, molecular function: calcium ion binding. The coding region runs from base 178 to 7248 and encodes 2356 amino acids. Gene Ontology annotation, biological process: homophilic cell-cell adhesion. The record is from RefSeq and is a predicted model, not a curated record. Lineage: Eukaryota; Metazoa; Chordata; Actinopteri; Perciformes; Anarhichadidae. Gene Ontology annotation, cellular component: desmosome; plasma membrane.